Molecule: messenger RNA, 1469 nt
Organism: Tripterygium wilfordii
Lineage: Eukaryota; Viridiplantae; Streptophyta; Magnoliopsida; Celastrales; Celastraceae
Product: glucuronoxylan 4-O-methyltransferase 3-like
Exons: 1
Coding region: 170-1339 (389 amino acids)
Biological process (GO): xylan biosynthetic process
Molecular function (GO): glucuronoxylan 4-O-methyltransferase activity
Source: RefSeq, a predicted model, not a curated record
AAAACUAGAACCGAAAAAGAAACAAUGAUUAGAUUAAAGCCACCAGCUUCCUCCAUCAAUGACAAUGCAAGGCCUCAUCAUGGCUUCCCCAAUGUGAUGAUCAAAUGUGGACCUUGAACACCCUCUCUUUGAUUUCUUAGUACAAGGUUUCUUACCAUGGAACUCGACUAUGAGAUCGAUUCCACAUAUGUAUUAUAUGCACAUCCUAACCACUAUACAAGUGUCACAACGGCUUUCAUUUUCUAUCUUAACAAAGUCAAGCACCAAACGAUACCCUGUCUCUACUCUUCCUCAACCUUCAGAUGUAUAUACAUAUAGACAUGACAUAAUCAGCAUCACAUACCCAACACUUCCAAAAACUUUUUCCUCUCUUUUUAGAGUCUCAGAAAUCAGAUUCAAAAUCCAGAAAGCAGAGGAAAUGUUGAGGCACAAAGCUAGAUCCUUUAUCAAUCUCAAGUCCAUAGUGAUCUUCUUCUUCUUUCUAUUCCUUCUCUUCUUGAUUCUGUGGUCCACUUUUGCAUCUCCCAAGCAAAAACCAUCAACAAUCACAGAAACCCACAUUUCAAAUUCAUCAAAUCCUCCUGAUCUUGAACCAGAAUCAUCAUCAUCAUCAUCAUCAUCAUCAACGCAAGAUUGCCCAUCUCCUCCAUUAAUCCCAACUUGCACAAAAACCCCACCUUCACUAGCCAAUGCUCUUGUCCACUAUGCAACAACCAACAUAACCCCACAACAAACCCUCAAAGAAAUCUCGGUCUCGCUUAGAGUCCUUGAAAAGAAAUCACCAUGCAACUUCUUGGUAUUUGGUCUAGGCCAUGACAGCCUAAUGUGGACAUCUCUCAAUCACGGUGGACGGACUGUGUUCCUUGAAGAAGACAAGGCCUGGAUCGGCCAAAUCAAGGAGAAAUUACCCAAUUUGGAGGCAUACCAUGUAGAGUAUGACACGAAGGUUCACCAAUCAGAGCAAUUGAUGGAGAUUGGAAUGGCAGAGGAUUGUAAAAAGGUGAGCGACCCAAGAUUCUCAAAGUGUAGACUUUCACUCACAGGGUUCCCUAGCGACAUAUAUGACAUUGAAUGGGACUUGAUCAUGGUGGAUGCGCCAACUGGGUUCCAUGAUGAGGCUCCAGGGAGGAUGAGUGCGAUCUACACAGCAGGGUUAAUGGCUCGGAACAGAGAGGAUGGAGAGACGGAUGUGUUUGUUCAUGAUGUUGAUAGACCUGUUGAGGACAAGUUUUCGAAGGCAUUUCUCUGUGAAGGGUACUUGGUAGAACAAGAAGGAAGAAUUAGGCACUUCAAUAUUCCUAGUCACAGGGCUCGCUUGGGUAGACCGUUUUGCCCUUGAAGUUUUCUCUCUGUUUUUUUUUUUGGAUUCUGGUUGUUUCUUAUUGUAAUUUUUUAUUGACAGAUAUGAAUAAGAAUUAAGAAACAUGGGUGGCGAAAAUUUCGAUUAAUGGGGAAAAUAGUUUUUGAUU